AUGCAACAUUCCAGUAAGGAACGGCAUCCAGGCACGGAUGCGCCGGCAGAUGAUUGUCCUUAUGAACACCAGCUAAGAGUGGACGAAUGUGCAGAACCAAUUCUGCUGUUCCUACAUGAAGUAAACGCCAUCUAUUUCGAGAACUCGAGUCUUCUCUCCGACAAAGAAACACAAGUGAAGAUCAGCAAAGGAUGUGAACUGAUGCGUGAGUACCAAAUAUGCGUACAGGGCGCUUCAACGUCGUGCAAUCCUGACGAGGGUGUGCAAGCAUGGAGACAGGUGGGUGUGCCAUGUAUGGAUUUGCAGGAUUGGUGUUCCUUCAUACAAAGGACCCAUCAUCUUAAUCGGAGGGUCACAACGCGACAAAAGCGGCGUCGCGCGCGGCAGCUAGGACGAGUACUGGUCGCCGCCCAAUACGUGACCUAA
Molecule: messenger RNA, 426 nt
Organism: Cooperia oncophora
Lineage: Eukaryota; Metazoa; Nematoda; Chromadorea; Rhabditida; Trichostrongylidae
Source: the annotation of a GenBank genome assembly